AAAGACGCAAACAUAACCUUUACAACAAGUUUGACAAGUGAGAAAACGUCGGGACUGCGAACAACAAAGUAGUUUUAAUUUAACAUAGAAUUAGUAAAGCGAUAAAUUAGUAAUAAUGAACUGGAGUUUAUUACUACUUUUGGUUGGAUACGUGUUUUAUAAUCCAGCUGACAGUGGAGCGGUGCAGUUGAAAAAUGAUAAUAUUGAUAUGACAUUAGCUUCAAAUGAAUUAGUGUUUAUUAACUUUUAUGCGGAUUGGUGUCGGUUUAGUAAUUUAUUGCAGCCAAUAUUUGAUGAAGCCGCUGAUUUGGCGCAUAAAGAGUUCAACCACUCUGGACAGGUAGUGAUGGGUAAAGUGAACUGUGAUGAAGAAACAGCGAUUGCAAAACGUUUCCAAAUCACAAAAUAUCCAACACUGAAAAUCAUUCAAAAUGGAGAGGUAUCGAAACGCGAGUACCGUGGCCAGAGGAGCAAAGAGGCAUUCGUCGAGUUUGUACGCAAUCAAUUGAAGGAUCCAAUUAAAGAGUUUGCUGCUUUAAAAGAUCUAGAAAAAUUGGAUACACGAAAACGAAUUAUAGUUGGAUACUUCGAUCGUCGUGAUAUGACCGAGUACUCCAUUUUCCGCAGAGUGGCCGCUAAUUUGAAGGAUGAUUGUCACUUUUAUGUUGGAUUUGGUGAUGUUGUAGCUCAAAUGCAUCCGCCAGGCGUUCCAAUUAUCGUUUUUCGACCAGACAUUGAUUUGUCUCAUGAUAAUGAUGAAACAUUCAAAGGUAGCUUCAAUUCAAUUGAUGAAUUGAAAAUCUGGGCACAAGAUAAAUGCGUUCCACUUGUUAGAGAAAUUACGUUUGAGAAUGCUGAAGAAUUAACUGAAGAAGGAAUGCCUUUCUUGAUCUUGUUCCACGCUACCGAUGAUACCGAAUCGAUCAAAAAUUAUAAAGCGAUUGUAGAAUCACAACUACUAUCGGAGAAACAAAAUAUCAAUUUCUUGACAGCUGAUGGCAAACGCUUUGCACAUCCAUUACAUCACUUGGGGAAACAACAAUCUGAUUUGCCACUAAUUGCUAUCGAUUCAUUCAGGCACAUGUAUCUCUUCCCCAAGUUUGAAGACAUGUACACACCAGGCAAACUGAAGCAGUUUGUUGAAGAUUUACAUAACGGCAAAUUGCAUCGUGAAUUCCACUAUGGACCCGAUCGAACCGAAGAUAAUCAAAUCACACAAGAUAAAGCAACGCAGCCACCAGAGUCAACAUUUAAGAAAUUGGCACCGUCAAAGAAUCGAUAUACAUUGCUGCGCGAUGAACUUUAAGUGCUAUUUAAUUUAUUUUCAAAUUGUAAAUACAAUUGGAGGAGAGGAGCUUCCAACACAAAUAUCUCAGCACUUACAACGUUUGAAUAGAAACAAACACUUUCCUCUUCUCUGUUUUUAUCAAAUCUCCUCUCCUUUGUAAUCGAACAAAUAGAUCGAUAAAAAUGCGUCUAGAUCCAAAUUGCAACUAAACUUCAAUUCAAUUUUUUACUUUUUAAGUGGUCUUUAACUGCCUCAUUGUAUCCCAUAGAAUUUGUAUACACAUCCAGUCUCUCGGUGUGAUGUAUAUUAGUGAACAAAUGCAACAAUGUUUGAUUAGAUUCCAAAACAUCAAGAUCGACAUUUUAACAUAUUUUACAAAAAAUUCUUUUUUUUUGCUUCCCUUUUUCCUAAAUCACAAAAGAACAAACAAUUGAACAAAUUUUUCUUUGUUAUUUUCCAGAAAUAUCAAUUUUAUUUCUCUUUAAUUAAAAAACUCUUAUCAAAAAACAUUGAUAGAAACUAAACUAUUGAAACUAUUUUUUAAAUCGUUUGGACGGAAUCGUUACAGAUCAUUUUACAAUAUUUUAAUUAAAUGGACGGUACGAAUGAUUUACAAAUAAAACAGUAAAUUUUUAAGGCACACGAUUGUGAUUUUUGACGAUCUUACAAAUAAAGUAACUCGAUUUGACCUCAAAUUGAUCGAAA
Molecule: messenger RNA, 1993 nt
Organism: Contarinia nasturtii (swede midge)
Lineage: Eukaryota; Metazoa; Arthropoda; Insecta; Diptera; Cecidomyiidae
Gene: ERp44
Product: endoplasmic reticulum resident protein 44
Exons: 7
Coding region: 116-1306 (396 amino acids)
Source: RefSeq, a predicted model, not a curated record